AGAGGUCGUUGAUACCAUAUCGAUAGAGAACAGAGUACACAACAGCGACCAAUUACCCGAGCUUUGAAUACCCUUAUUAAUUUCAAAAUCCCAGCUCUUCUAUUUUUGCAUAAAUGAGCACGGCGACAGACGAGCUGGCGAAGUUCCGGAGUGAAUGGGAGAAGGAAGUGCUGGAGCGGAAACGUACCGCGCGAAGCAGUGCCCACGCUGGGUCGGCAAAGGGGAAAGGUACAGGGUCUGAGGUGCAGGCUGAGGGGAGUGCUUUGCAGACCAGCGCGCAGACGACGGCUUCUGGUGUCUCUGGAUCGCAUGAGAGCCCGGAGAGCUUGAAAGUGCAGGAACCGAAUGCUUUGGAGGAGGACACACGCGGUGCUGAAUCUGAAGAGGAUGAGGAUGUGGAGAUAGAGGUGGAAGCAGAGGAGGAAGAGGAAGACGAGGAGGAUGCGCUCCUGGAGGAAGAGCUGGAGUCGUCAACUGAGGAAUUGGUACAGAAUAUGACGGACCUGAAUCUGGAGCUAGAGCUACAGGCCGCCGCAGCUCCGUCAGCUGCAGCCGCGAGAAACGCAGAUACUUUGUCGUCGUCUACAGUAGCAGCAUCAGCAGAUACUGAAGAACACUCUCUAGGUACUGCCGAUCAGGAGCCUAACCAGAAGGAGUCAGGGAAAGAAUCGCCAGCGGCAGAGCUUCCGAUGGACUAUGCAGAUCUGUCGGAGAAUCUGCUGGCGGCAGAGGCGGGCGGUAACUUAGAGGUCAGUCGGGCACAGAGGGCGCUGUUGGUCUACGAGCUCGCGGUUGAGAAGGAGAGGGUGGGGAAUCUUUCGGAUGCAUUGCGAUUCUAUAGACAAGCAUUUAGACUUGAUGAGACAGUGGACAAGCUAUACAAAAACAAGCAUUUUCCCGCAAGUUCGUUCAAGCGAGCUCCAUCGCCGUCAAGGAAAGCAGCGACUUCAUCACUUCCGACGGACAAGACGACGUCUAUACUGUCAGAGUACUCGAAUCUGGAGGCAAUGCCGGAGGACGAGGACGUGCCGUCGCCGUUUAUUAACAUGCCGAACGAGGUGACGUCUGCGAUUCUACGCACGCUUGCACUGAGCGACCUGUCGUCGUUUACAAAGGCGACGUAUACGUGCCGCAAGCUUGCGUUUCUGGGGUACAGCGACGUGCCGCUGUGGAAGGCUCUCUGCAUGAGAGAGUAUCCGCGGAUGAACUACGAGGAGGAGGUGGAUGAGUACGAAGCAGUGGCUCUGUGGAACCAUGACUGGCGCCGGAUGUUUUUGGAACGGCCACGGGUACAGUUUAAUGGUAUUUACAUCAGCACGUGCAAUUAUCACCGGUAUGGUCAUUCAGAUUCGUGGAACGCACCGAUUCAUAUUAUAACAUAUUACCGAUACCUUCGGUUUUACGACGACGGAACAUGCAUUACUCAUCUCACGUCCCGGGAGCCUAUCGAGGUUGUCUCUGAAUUUCACCGCCAUCUGAUGCGGCGGGGAAUGUACCGGGGUACGUGGGUGAUGUCGAUGGACGGACGUAUACGGAUCGAGUCGCAGGCCCCGGUUGCCAAGUAUCUGUUCUUACAGGAGCUUGAAAUCAAGUCUUCGGGCCGGGGACGGCAUAACCGCGUCAACUGGGUCAGUUUUUCGAGUUUUAAUCGGCUGACUGAAGAGCGAAUGGAAUUCUCGCUGCAACAUGACAAGCCGUUUUACUUCUCGAGAGUGCUGUCGUAUGACAGGCCGCCCAAGAACUUUGCAGAGGUGGCUACCCCGAGCGCAGUUCCUGUUGGCGGCAGCGGCGUCAUUGCGGGCGGCGCGGUAGGGGUGCAAGCAGCCAGUGUGAGGGGGUGAAGGAAGCAUGACUGGAUGAGGUAGGAAAGAGCAGAUAUGACAUGCUUGAAGAUUCGACAGGCAUUUGGGUCUAGAUUAGGAAGAAGCAGAAUCAUGCAAAGUAAAUAAACGUAUUCCGCAAGCAUAUCGAUAUGAUGUACGCAUGGCCGAAUGGAGAAGACGGAGGUGGCUGGAGCGUGGAGCGUAUGGACCUGCGAGUCCAAGAAAAGCAAGAAGGCGGGGAAGGUUCGGAAAGGGUCG
Molecule: messenger RNA, 2081 nt
Organism: Myxozyma melibiosi
Lineage: Eukaryota; Fungi; Ascomycota; Lipomycetes; Lipomycetales; Lipomycetaceae
Exons: 4
Coding region: 114-1841 (575 amino acids)
Biological process (GO): SCF-dependent proteasomal ubiquitin-dependent protein catabolic process
Cellular component (GO): SCF ubiquitin ligase complex; cytoplasm
Molecular function (GO): protein binding
Source: RefSeq, a predicted model, not a curated record